UAAGACAUCAUUUACCUCGAAAGAAACAGACAGAAACAGGGAAUCCUGCAGCAAUACCCAAUUUUCAAAGCUGAACAAUCAUCACCUGGACGUCCUCACUGAGCCUUGACGCCAAAAGAAUAACCAUUUUGUAGCCUUUCAAGAUGAAAGGAGAACAAGGAUCAACUCUGAAACAAUCUGAUGGGAAAUCGGUAGUGAUGGACUUGAUUCAGUUUAAGGAACUGGAUGCCCAUGCGUUGAAGGUGAAUUUCAAGGAUAGUGUGGAAAACCUGGUGAGUGUCUUGCACGAGAAAGCCCACAGUGACCUGGAGAAAGUGCGAGCCAUUUGGAUGUGGAUUUGCCAUCAUAUUGAAUAUGAUGUGGAAGGCUACCGUAACAUGGAUAAGGCGAUUUAUAAGCCAGCCAAUGUCCUUCAGUCAGGAAAGGCUAUUUGUAGUGGGUAUGCUCGACUCUUUGAAGAAAUGUGCAGAGUUGCAGGGAUACAAUGCAAAUAUUUGGUAGGCAGCUGCAGAAAUGACGACUUUAAAGGGAAGAGCCGCCAUGCCUGGAAUGCUGUUUAUCUUGAUGGAAAGUGGCAUCUUCUAGACUGCACAUGGGCAAGCGGUUAUGUGGAUGACUCCUAUAGCAAGUUCACGUUCAGCUAUAAGGAGUUUUAUUUCCUCACCAGUCCUGCUCUGUUUAGGAAGAAUCACGUCCCUGAUGAGGAUGAGUGGCAGCUGCUGAAGCAGAAAUUGACACCUGAAGCAGCUUGAAUAUAAUACACCUAGUAUGUAAUUUGAUGUCCUUCAAAAAUAAUCACUUCUCUCUAAUGUAUCGAUUCAUGAUUACUCAAUUUGUGUUAGUAGCAGAAAGAUUGCUGAACUCACUCUCUGGUUAUCCCAGGCUUCCUCAACCUCGGCCCUCCAGAUGUUUUUGGCCUACAACUCCCAUGAUCCCUAGCUAGCAGGACCAGUGAUCAGGGAUGCUGGGAAUUGUCGUCUCAAAACAUCUGGAGGGCCGAGGUU
Molecule: messenger RNA, 1004 nt
Organism: Podarcis raffonei (Aeolian wall lizard)
Lineage: Eukaryota; Metazoa; Chordata; Lepidosauria; Squamata; Lacertidae
Product: kyphoscoliosis peptidase-like
Exons: 6
Coding region: 144-752 (202 amino acids)
Source: RefSeq, a predicted model, not a curated record